This is a messenger RNA of Lycium ferocissimum, 1641 nucleotides long. RefSeq lists its product as uncharacterized. The record is from RefSeq and is a predicted model, not a curated record. The coding region runs from base 73 to 1191 and encodes 372 amino acids. Lineage: Eukaryota; Viridiplantae; Streptophyta; Magnoliopsida; Solanales; Solanaceae. The transcript is spliced from 7 exons.
UCUAAAAAUUUCCAGUCUUUCUAGUUACCAUUGUCUUGACACUUGACAAAAACCUCAAAAUUUCAUCCCAAAAUGGCAAUGGCAUGUAUCAAAUUCAGACCCAUACUUUCCACCUCAUUAAGGUCCAUUUUUUCCAGUUCAAAAAACACCAUCUCAACCAUUAAUUACCCAAGAUGGACAGGUCUAAACAAUUGGAGACACACUUCCCUUAACCACAACCGUUUUUGGGGACCCAAUGGACCUGAUAUUCUACCACAACACUCAAAUCCAAUUCAAGAAUCAACUUCAUUGGACUCAAUCUCAUCUGCCACUUCACUUGCUGAAAUGGGUGCUGCUGUUCUUUGUACAAGUGAUCCUUUAAUGAAAUCUAAACUUUCCCAUUUAGCUUAUUGUAGGUGGAUUCAAGAGGGUCUUCCUGUUGGAACUUUUGAACCACCGGGUCGGCCUGCCCGACCCGAAAAACCCCAACUGGUUCCACCCAAGGAAAUUCCGUCUCCUAAACACUCGGGUUUAUCUCUCAAUGCCUAUAUGCUUCAUAAUCUUGCUCAUGUGGAGUUAAAUGCUAUUGACUUGGCAUGGGAUACUGUUGUCCGUUUCUCACCAUACAGUGAUCUUCUCGGUGCUGGGUUCUUUGCUGAUUUUGCUCAUGUGGCUGAUGAUGAGAGUCGUCAUUUCGCUUGGUGUUCCCAGAGAUUAUCUGAGCUUGGAGUCAGCUACGGUGACAUGCCUGCUCAUAAUUUGCUUUGGAGGGAGUGUGAGAAAUCUUCAAACAAUGUUGCUGCACGGCUAGCUUCAAUCCCACUUGUCCAGGAAGCGAGAGGUCUUGAUGCGGGCCCUCGGCUGGUGCAAAAGCUAAUUGGCUUUGGAGACCAUAAAACUUCCAACAUUGUGGCUAGAAUUGCUGAUGAAGAAGUUGCACACGUGGCUGUGGGUGUCUUCUGGUUCGUUUCGGUUUGUGAGAAACUGGGAUGUACCCCUUGCACAACUUUUAGAGAUUUACUAGAGGAAUAUAACGUGGAGUUAAAAGGACCAUUCAACUAUUCGGCUAGAGAUCAAGCUGGUCUUCCACGAGAAUGGUAUGAUCCUUCUUCAAGUGUAGAAGAUACGCAAAAGAAGCUAUCUCAGGUUUGUGAUCGGUUGGAAUGCAUAAUUGCUAUGGAAAAGGAGAACACGAGUCUAGAUAGUCGAUGAUUCCUAUAUCGAGGAACUGAUUCUACUUGAAGAGCAAAUUACUGCAGCAGUUAACAACUCCUGCUAAUAUUUUCGAGAACUAGUUUGUUAGUACUUCCCAAAUCAAACAGAGCCUAGACUAUUGACCUCAGAAUCUUAAAGUUUCCAGCUAACUUCUGAUGGUUUGCAGACCGGAUGGCAUCAGAUUGGAUCGAAUAUGGCCUUUUCUUGUGACAGAACCUGACAUAAGAUUGAGGUCUUCAGCAGUGGUGGAGCCACAUACAAGGACGAUGGUUCAGUUGAAUCCCCGUCAAAAAUUAUACUGUACAAAUAAGGUAAAAAUAAAAUCUUUUGUAAUGUCCUGUAUAUAAAUAUUUGAAUCCUAUUCUUAUAACUGCAGCUUUUAGUGUACAAACAAAUAUGCAUUCCGGCAUUUUCUUUAAUUGACUUGUUAGAAAUCCUGGCUCCUUA